Molecule: messenger RNA, 330 nt
Organism: Symbiodinium sp. CCMP2592
Lineage: Eukaryota; Dinophyceae; Suessiales; Symbiodiniaceae
Source: the annotation of a GenBank genome assembly
AUGUCCGGUUCCCCAGAUGUCCUCAGGGCAGCCUCCACGGGCCGCUGGAGCAGCAUACAUGACUUUGGUGAAGUCUCCAGCGCAGUUAUUGGUUUUCUUCUUGCUCUUGAAAACCCACCCCGUCUCGACCACCUCACGUUUGCAACAGCAGCACGUGGCGGUCUGGGUCGCAUGCGCGUGGAUCUCUUCGAGGUGGCUCUGCUGCGAGGAUGCACGGAAGUCUUCCGCUUUGCGAACAGCCGAGACGAUGGAAAGGACGGAGCACAGACCAAGAUGAAGCCUCAUGGCGGAUGGCGAAGUGGGCUCUGGAUUUCACAAGUGAACGAAUAA